AUCAACAACAACUACAAAUUUCACCUCAAGAUCAAUCAACUCAACACAAAACUUCUCACAUAACCCAACCCCAACCACCACAAUGGAUACCAUCAAGAACACCGCCAACUACGUCUCUGACAAGGCCUCUGAGCUCACCAACUCCGCUUCCAAGGAGACCAACAAGCAGGUCGCCAAGGACAGCGACGUGAGCAUCACCGACCGCGCCAAGGCUGGCAAGGACUACGUUGGUGACUCGCUCGACGAGCACAAGGACAAGGCUUCUGCCGAGACCAACAAGCAGAAGGCCACCCACUAAGUGGUUUCUCACUUCGGAUACCCACGAUAUGAGUCUGGAUUUUUUGGCGUCUACGGCAUGAUUUCUUCCUCAGUCAUCAUGGCUUAGUGGAAUGUCUAUGGCCUGAUGGCGGGUAGUUCAGUAGCGGGAGGGACAUGGGAUUUUCGCAGCAUACCCCUAGGAUAGUUUACCUAAACUCGAGAAUUCAACUCCUUGAAGAAGCAA
Cryphonectria parasitica EP155 is the source of this 502-nucleotide messenger RNA. RefSeq lists its product as uncharacterized. The record is from RefSeq and is a predicted model, not a curated record. Bases 83 to 298 code for a protein of 71 amino acids. The transcript has 3 exons. Lineage: Eukaryota; Fungi; Ascomycota; Sordariomycetes; Diaporthales; Cryphonectriaceae.